Molecule: messenger RNA, 2996 nt
Organism: Chanos chanos (milkfish)
Lineage: Eukaryota; Metazoa; Chordata; Actinopteri; Gonorynchiformes; Chanidae
Gene: ddx3xb
Product: DEAD-box helicase 3 X-linked b
Exons: 19
Coding region: 267-2462 (731 amino acids)
Molecular function (GO): RNA helicase activity; ATP binding; nucleic acid binding
Source: RefSeq, a predicted model, not a curated record
CACAGAUUGAGUUAGGCUAAAAAACGCAUAGGUCGAAUCUAGGCACGGUGUAUUCCAGCGUAUACUCGUAUAGUAAACAAUAUCAAAUCGAAAUAUUUAUUAUUUACCCGGGACUUUUUAAAAUCUUUGUUUCAAGUAUAUAUUUCCUUUUGAGAGUUAGGCCGAAACGAAUCGACGUCGAGAGGAACGUACCAGGAGGACAGGCUACAUACCGGCAAACAAAGAAACCCUUUCUCAAAGAAUUAAAUCCUCAUCACUCUUUAGUUAUGAGUCAUGUGGCCGUCGAAAAUGUACACGGUCUAGAUCAGCAGCUUGCUGCCCUAGACUUGAAUCCUGCCGCUGACGUGCAGGGAGGAGGCUCUGGAAGGCGUUACAUUCCACCCCAUUUAAGGAACAAAGAAGCUUCCAAAAAUGAUUCUCCAGGAUGGGACAGUGGGCGCAGUAACGGCUUCGUGAAUGGAUACCACGACGGCCGUGACAACCGCAUGAAUGGCGAGCGCAACAGUUUCGGUGGACGUGGCCCCCCACGCAACGACCGCGGGGGCAGGGGCGGUUACCGUGGCGGCAGGGGCAGCAGCUCCUACAAUCCCAUUCAGCCCAUGCAGAACACAGGCUUUGUCUAUGACAACAAAGACGGAGGGGGAUGGAACACCCCGAAAGACAACGCCUACAACAGCUUCGGUGGGCGUUCCGACAGGGGCAAGUCCGCCUUCUUCAACGACCGCGGCUCUACGCCCAGGGGAAGAUAUGAGCGCGGAGGUUUUGGCAGCGGCAACGGCAGCGGCGGUGGAAACAGUCGCUGGGUUGAGGACUCCAGAGAUGACGAGGACUGGUCCAAACCACUGUCGCGCAACGAGCGUCUGGAGCACGAGCUGUUCUCUGGAAGCAACACAGGGAUUAACUUUGAGAAGUAUGAUGACAUUCCCGUCGAAGCCACAGGCCAUAACUGUCCUCCUCACAUCGAAAGCUUCCAUGAUGUGCAGAUGGGGGAGAUUAUCAUGGGGAACAUCGCUCUGAGUCGAUACACACGACCCACUCCCGUCCAGAAGCACGCCAUUCCAAUCAUCAAGUCCAAGAGGGACCUCAUGGCGUGCGCACAGACAGGCUCUGGGAAGACUGCAGCCUUCCUGCUGCCAGUGUUGAGUCAGAUUUACACUGACGGACCCGGAGAGGCCCUGCAGGCCGCGAAAAACAGCUCCCAGGAAAACGGGCGAUAUGGCCGGCGUAAGCAGUACCCCAUUUCUCUGGUUUUGGCUCCGACCAGAGAGCUGGCCCUGCAGAUCUAUGACGAGGCCAGAAAGUUUGCGUACCGCUCCCGCGUGCGCCCGUGCGUGGUCUACGGAGGGGCUGACAUCGGGCAGCAGAUUCGGGACCUGGAGAGAGGCUGCCAUCUGCUGGUGGCCACGCCCGGCCGACUUGUUGACAUGAUGGAGAGGGGCAAGAUUGGCCUGGACCACUGCAGUUACCUGGUCCUGGACGAGGCCGACAGGAUGUUGGACAUGGGAUUUGAGCCUCAGAUCCGUCGGAUUGUGGAGCAGGACACCAUGCCCCCGAAAGGCCUCCGCCAAACCAUGAUGUUCAGCGCCACCUUCCCCAAAGAGAUCCAGAUCCUGGCUCGUGACUUUUUGGAAGACUACAUCUUCCUGGCGGUCGGUCGUGUGGGCUCCACCUCGGAGAACAUCACCCAGAAGGUGGUUUGGGUGGAGGAGAAUGACAAGAGGUCAUUCCUACUCGACCUGCUCAACGCUACAGUUAUCCCCAACGAGGUUCAGGAGAGUCCUGGGGAAAAUCUAGAAAAACCUGGUAAAGACUCUCUCACCCUCGUGUUCGUGGAGACGAAGAAAGGCGCCGACGCCCUUGAGGACUUCCUCUACCGCGAGGGCUAUGCCUGCACCAGUAUCCAUGGUGACCGUUCCCAGAGAGACCGCGAGGAAGCGCUGCAUCAGUUCCGUUCAGGGAGAUGCCCCAUCCUGGUUGCCACUGCUGUGGCAGCCAGAGGUCUGGACAUCUGCAACGUGAAGCACGUUAUAAACUUUGACCUGCCCAGUGACAUCGAGGAGUACGUUCACCGCAUCGGACGUACCGGCCGCGUGGGCAACCUCGGUUUGGCCACGUCGUUUUUCAACGAUAAGAACAGCAACAUCACCAAGGACCUGCUGGAUAUCUUGGUGGAGUCGAAACAGGAGGUGCCGUCCUGGCUGGAGAGCUUGGCUUAUGAGCACCAGCACAAGAGCAGUAACCGCGGCCGCUCCAAGAGGUUCACCGGCGGUUUUGGAGCCAGAGAUUACCGUCAAACCAGUAACAGCGGCAGCAGCGGAGGCUUCGGCGGGCGCGGCGGGCGCAGUGCCGGCGGCCACAGCGGAAACCGAGGAUUUAGCGGUGGUAAGGGUGGAUUUGGCAACUUCUACAGUAGUGAUGGCUACGGAGGAAACUAUUCCCAGGUGGACUGGUGGGGAAACUGAACGACCCCCCUCCCUGCCCUGCCUCUCACCCCGUUCCCAUCACCCUCCACCUUUCCACACCCCAAACUCCCCCACGAUCAUGGUGGGUCACUAUGCCAAACAUGCAGAAUGGAAACCACAUGCUAACUUAGCCAGACUAUGAACCCCAUGUAGCUUUCAAGAAUUCUGCAGUACAUUACCAGCUGUGAUUCUCUGACCACAUCCUGAAAAACGCCAGCUCAUCGUCGCCAGGGUAACCGGAGCUCCGGACGCAGCGGGGAACCAGUCUCCAGACGCUCCGUCUGCUGGAAGAAUGGGGAAAGAAGAAAAAAAAAAAGCUGAAAAUGAGCUUGAUUAGGUUCUUGGACACUCUCUCUUUUUUUCCACUACAUCUCAUUUGUUUGUUUGUACUAAUAGAGAAUCAUUUGUUUGUUAAUGUACUGUGCCUUCAAAUUUAGACUCUUUGUUUUGCUUUGAUUUUUUUUUUCUCCUUUUGACGUCAUGCAGGCUGUCACUUGGCCGAAAACUCGAUUUUGUGUUUUUUUUUUUCUUUCU